Venustampulla echinocandica is the source of this 1059-nucleotide messenger RNA. RefSeq lists its product as uncharacterized. The record is from RefSeq and is a predicted model, not a curated record. Gene Ontology annotation, molecular function: oxidoreductase activity, acting on NAD(P)H. The coding region runs from base 1 to 1059 and encodes 352 amino acids. The transcript has 2 exons. Lineage: Eukaryota; Fungi; Ascomycota; Leotiomycetes; Helotiales; Pleuroascaceae.
AUGGCGGCAUCGACGAACCAAGCCGCAUGGCUCAUCAAGGCCGACACUCCCCUACAGGUGGGCGACGCCCCAUUGCCCGCGGCGGGCCCCGGCGAGAUCGUCGUGAAGAAUGCCGCCAUCGCCAUCAACCCGCUCGACUGCCAUAUGCAGGACUCGGGCGUCUUCGUCCAGCAGUGGCCGGCGAUCUUCGGCUGCGAUGUGGCCGGCGAGGUAUAUGAAACGGGACCGGACGUGCAGCGCUUUAAGAAAGGAGAUCGUGUCAUCGGGCAUGCCAUCAACCUGGCCAGCGGCCGCCCUCAGGAUGGCGCUUUCGCUCUGUACACGGUCAUUCCUGUGGACAAAGCAGCAAUCCUCCCUGAUGCCAUCUCCUUCACUGAUGGUGUUGUGGUGCCAUUUGCGUUGGAGGCGGCGGUCUGCGUGCUUUCCCUCAAGGAGCCCGGCGUGGCCAUGCCCGGCGUCGCUACACCGGCCCUCAACUUGCCGUACCCUUCGCUGGAACACCCCGUGCCAUCCUUAGGCAAGACGCUCGUCGUGUAUGGCGGCUCCUCAUCCGUCGGCUCCAUGACGACCCAGCUGGCCACCGCCGCCGGAAUCCACGUCAUCUCCAUCGCCGGCGCGCACAACCUUGACUUCAGCAAGAGUUGCGGGGCGGCCGAAGUCUUUGACCACAAGAACCCUUUGAUCGUUGACCUAGUCGUUAAAGAGGUUAGCAAGUCUGGAAACGAGUUCAUUGGCAUCUUUGACGCCAUCUCCACCCCCGAGACAUAUGCCCACGAUCUCGCCAUCCUCGCCGCGCUAGGUGGAGGCCACCUCGCCUGUGUGCAUCCUCCUCCUCCCGCCACCGACGUGCCUGCGAACGUGAAGGCGGGUAUGAUCUUCGCCAUCAACGACGUCGCGGCCCCCGUCUGGAGGGACUACGUUACCCCCGCGUUGCAGGCUGGAAAGCUCAAGUGCCUUCCGCCGCCAUCCAUCGUUGGCAAUGGCUUGGAGCAUAUCCAAGAGGCACUAAAGAGGUCCAAGGCCGGUGUUAGUGCAACGAAGCUGGUGGUGGGAUUGUAG